UGAAUAUCUCUUUUCCUUAUAUAUUUCUGACAAUUCUUGAGGUUAAUUCUUUUGUACUCUGUUUACUUUUGCAAGUUAAAUACCAGCGCAUUGCUAUAGAUAAACGGAAAUCUUGUCAAAUGGUACUCAGGGGAUGCAUUUGGGUGUUUGCAAAAGUAAUAGACUGCUAAACGGUUGUGCCUUAAGCUUGUGCCACUGUUAUCUUACUCAUUGUUGUGAAUCAUUGGACAUUAUAUCAAAGCCAGACUUUUUCGGUUGUUCAUAUAAUUCCCAAACUAUUUUCUGAUCCACCUUUACCUACCAUCCCCUCCCCAAGUUGUUUUUUUUUUCUUUCUAAAAUGGGUUCACUUCACUUCAUAAUGAUAUCAAUCUUUAUUUUGCUCCUCAGAAGUUUUAUGUUCAAAAUUGGUGAGGUGCCGUCAUGCCCUUCCCUGUGGAAUAUGUUCAUAACUCUUUAUUCUGUUUAGCAUGUACCGUCGAAGUGUCCGUGCGUUGCAAUGGGUCGGAAUCAAUAGAAUAUUUAUGCUCACAGAGAGACUAACCUUGAAAGCAUCGUCCUACUAUCUAAAGAUGUCAGCUUAGGAUUCACCCGAAUUUUAUUUUCAUACCAUUGGAAGUAUCCUAGCUUUCACCCCAAUUGUUCUGCCAUACAACAACCUAUCCAAAGAAAAAGAAAUACUCGCCACUUAUUCCAAUCUGGUUUCUUUUCAUAUAGAACUUAUGAGUUCACAGCAAAGUCCCUUGAUGUUAAAUUUGGUAAAUUACACUGGAAGAUCGUGAACUACAAUAGUUUUUUUUGUUAAACCACCAGAAGAACCACCAUGUCAAAAUUUAGUGUAAGAAUAAACCGUCCAAUUAACCCGAAUUUCGUCUUAGAUGAUUCGUUGACGGAAAGUUGAAAGAAGAAAAUUGUAGGUACAACCUGUGGCCACCUUAGGCAGCUGAAACUGAGCUUAUGCUUGAAUAAAAGAACGAGUCAAAAUAAAAGGGCAUUGUUUGCUCUAUCAAUGAGAAACUAUUUUCUGAUCCACCUUUAUACUCUAUAUUAAGCAUGACUGAUGAAAAACAUCUGCCAACAUCACCUUGUAAGAAGUCAGUGUAAGAUGAACCUCCUUUUGCAAGACAAAUUCAGGGCAUUGUUUACCCCAUCAGCUAUAUCUUCGUAUUGCUUUAAUAUUUUUUACUCGUAAGAUGUUUUAGAAAUUAAGCAUUUAUAUUUUUCCAAAUAAAGGAACCAACCAAAUACAUAUGGUAUAUGUAAGUUAAUUGGCACCUAGUUAUUUCUUUACAAUAGCUAUUGUUAUAAGGAAAAUUAAACAUAACAGAUAUGUCCAAGUGUUAGGACCAGUUCAUUUGAGCAAACAUAUAUUGCACAAGCAUGGAAUGCAAAAUGAUCGUAUUGAUGUCUAAAAUAUGUUCUCACAGCAGCACUUGAAAUUCUCGAACAAGGUGAAAAUCAAGGUAGAUGAAGAAGCCUGCCAUGCUUCUUUAUGGUGUCCAUACGAAUCAGUUGAGAUUUUACCAAUUUUAAAUUACAUGGUGCCCAGAUCGAACAGAUAUUGUAAGUAGUAAUUAGCAUGGUGCAGAAGUAAAAGAACCAAGACAUCAUAUUCUUGCGUGUAUAUUUGAUUUAAGCUUGUUCAAAUAAACACUGAUGCCCGUCCACCAAGUUCCACAAGCACAUAUACAUGACACUUGCAUAUUCACAUAAAUAGAGUGAUAGAAAGGGGAAACCUUAGGCUGAAAAUCCAACACUAUGUCGGUCGCGGCUCAAAUGCAUAUAUUUGUUAGGCUAGAUAUGCAUAUAUGUUUACCUCUAUGUUUGAAACAUACAUCUGGCCUGUAACUGAAUUAAUAAGAUUGAUUAUGCCAUGGUCCCAUGCCAAUGGUGCUUCUCCCAGGCAUAUCUUUGAACAUAUGACAUGCAGGACAGUAGGACAGUAGGACACUGGACACAUGAAACAUCAAGCAAUAAAGGAGGAGGAUGGGAGAUUAACUCUUCCAUUAUUCAACAUUUCCUAUUUGCUCCCAGCCCUUAAUCUGAAUCAAGCCACAGAAAAUGGAGAAAUGAGACGAGGAAUAUCGCGCGCUGCGCUAGUCGCUAACUUCUCCCUCUCGAUAACGCUGAGUGGACUUGCGUCCGUUGCCACCAUGCUGAGCAGGCUGAAUUGCAACCUCAGUCCGUGACCCUCCAUGUUCUUUGCGGCCAGUAUGGCCUUGUGCUUCCCCUCUAUGACCUGCACCGCAUAUUCGCACCACUGGCACUGGCUUAUGCACCACAAAUCCUAGGAGAUGAACUUGUGUCAGAACAAGCAAAGUAGCCUCCAUGCCCAGAAUUUGAACGAGUAGAGAGGAAGGGACGGGAACACAGAUGAGAGAACAGGGGAAAAGCAGACCACUGUCUCUGUGUGCCUUUACUGGUGGCAGCAAUGAGGGAUCCCUUCGCAUGAACUGGGCGCAUCUGGGCAUCCGGUAAGAUGCAUCCUCCUCCAUGCGGAUGAUGCUAGAUCGGCAUGCGCCAACGAAGGAGGAAGGAGAAGGGGAGGGGCAAAUGUCAUCGCUAGGCAUCCUCAUAUUUCUCAUCGGCAGGGGCAGCAGACAAAAUGGGCUCGUUGGUCACCGGUGAUGGCGGAAUCGUGGUGGCGGUGGUCGGUGGUAGAGGGGGUAGAGCUGCGCAUGCACUGGUGGUUGAUGGAUCGGGAUGUUGCAGCACAUGGAGAAUUUUUGGGCUUGGUUGGAGCCAAUGAUGUUGACAGAUCCCCCGAAUUGCUGCUUCCUUGAUGGAACUUGCAUACAGCAUGCACCUAGUGGCAUGUUCCAAGUUUUCUCAUUAAGGCUGGCUAACAUUCAUGUGGGUUGUGGGUCAGUAGAGUUGUACGGAUACAUAGCAGUGCGGGAUGAUUUGGAUCGAUUGCUUAAUUAUGUGGUCAAUGUUAAGAGGGAUGAUCCCAUCAUCCUGGAGCAGGGUUCUCUUAUCAACAUGGCUGGCCCUAAGCGAGGGAUAGAUUCACAUGGCAAUAUUGUAAUCGAAUAUGACAUGAGGAUCAAGACUGCUGAAGAAGAAAAGCAUGAUCUGCAGCUGAUCGAUGGUGCUUUAAUAAUAGUCAAUAAAGACUUCCAGAAUUGCCACGCAUUCACAAGUCGCAUAUAUGGCGAUUGCGGAGCAGUGGACAUGACUGCAUCACGUCUUGAAUAUGCAGUUGAGGCGACACUAGAAGUUCUCAUAUCGGAAGUGCAAAAUAGUUUCAGUUUGUGUGUUGGUUGUUUUACCAGUGGGUUGAAUGAAGAAAUCCGGCUCUUCGAUGGCACCAUUGGUGAGUCAUGUGGCUUGAAGAGGUCUGUGGUUGCUGUAGUGAUAUCUUCUUGGAUGACAUUGAAGUUCAAGUUGGCACCGGGGUCAUCCAGUCCUGUUGAACAUCAUUGUUCCUUCAAGGCGAACAACCAUGGGACAUCUGCACAAAAAAUGAAGACUGAUUUUGCGUUAUUCUCAGUGAAGGUGACUUGGUCGACUUUGCCUCGGGGCUGUUAUGCUCAUUCCAGUUCAUCUGGACCUUAGAUCGACCUUGUCACAGAGUUGUGUCUGAUGAGCGGGCUAAGACUUACAAGUUUGGUUUGACGUAGUCUUAAGAUGGACUUGUGGCAACUAUCAAGCAAUCAAACAUUUGACUAAUAUGACUGUCUAAAUUUAUAGUAUGUGGCAAACAAGGAUGGUAAAUCUAUAAUAGUAAUAAUAAGCAAAUAUUUGAACUGUUCACUUGCA
Messenger RNA from Triticum dicoccoides, 3760 nucleotides. RefSeq lists its product as uncharacterized. The record is from RefSeq and is a predicted model, not a curated record. The transcript has 3 exons. Bases 2702 to 3556 code for a protein of 284 amino acids. NCBI's taxonomy places the organism in Eukaryota, Viridiplantae, Streptophyta, Magnoliopsida, Poales, Poaceae.